Messenger RNA from Suillus discolor, 1507 nucleotides. RefSeq names its product heme peroxidase. Gene Ontology annotation, molecular function: heme binding; peroxidase activity. Bases 136 to 1260 code for a protein of 374 amino acids. Gene Ontology annotation, biological process: response to reactive oxygen species; cellular response to oxidative stress; hydrogen peroxide catabolic process. The transcript has 10 exons. The record is from RefSeq and is a predicted model, not a curated record. NCBI's taxonomy places the organism in Eukaryota, Fungi, Basidiomycota, Agaricomycetes, Boletales, Suillaceae.
GAACCGAUAAAGGAUUAUGUAAACCCAGAUAUUAUAUUUCUGCAGGCAGGCGGUCAGCGCGUGAUUCAACCAUUAAUAUUCAGUGCGUCUUCCCAUCUCUAUCUACUUUUUAAAUUUUUGCUUUAUCCCCCCACCAUGUCUUUCGCCGCGAUUCGUGCACCACUUCGCAGGCAGGCUUUGUCUGCAUCCUUCAAAAGGCCUCAGCUGCGCACGUCUUCCUUCCGCAAGUAUUCAACGGAAGCUCCUCCAGCAGCCAAGUCCAACACUGGUCUCUACGUCGUCCUUGGUGCCGUCGUUCUUGGUGGUGGUGUUGCAUACUACUUGUAUGACUCAUCUUCGGAGACGGCGAAAGUAACUUCCAGUGCGCUGAAGUCUGCAGCUCAGACAGCAAAGGUUGCCACAAACUUUGUCCCGACUAAGGAAGACUACCAGAAAGUGUACAACCGUAUCGCCGAGGUGAUUGAUGAUGCUGAUGACUACGAUAAUGGCUCUUUCGGCCCUGUGGUUGUCCGUCUGGCAUGGCACGCCUCUGGCACAUACGACAAGACUACUGGCACUGGCGGAAGCAAUUAUGCGACCAUGCGUUUCCAGCCCGAGUCACUUCAUGGAGCUAAUGCGGGUCUUCACGUCGCCCGUGAAGUGCUAGAGAAGAUUAAGCAAGAGUUUAGCUGGAUCAGCUACGGUGACUUGUGGACGCUUGCUGGUGUCGCUGCUGUGCAGGAGAUGGCUGGCCCAAAGGUUCCUUGGAGGCCUGGUCGCAUUGAUGGCUUUGAAUCCCACGUACCCCCUGAUGGCCGUCUCCCUGACGCCUCCCAAGGGGCGCCGCAUAUCCGGGAUAUUUUCUACCGUAUGGGUUUCGACGACCAAGAAAUUGUCGCUCUCUGCGGUGCCCAUGCUCUCGGCCGUUGCCACACCGACCGCUCUGGUUAUGAUGGACCUUGGACCUUCUCUCCCACCACGUUCACCAAUGACUUCUACAAACUCUUGUUCGAUGAGAAGUGGGUGUGGAAGAAGUGGAACGGACCUAAGCAGCUUGAGGACAAGAAGACCAAAUCGCUUAUGAUGCUCCCAACGGACUACGUUCUUACACAGGACAAGAGUUUCAAGAAGUAUGCAAAGGCCUACGCUGACGACGUUGACCUGUUCUUCAAGGAUUUCUCUGCCGCUUACUCCAAGCUCCUCGAGUUAGGUGUCCCUACCCAGCAGUUUGUCGCCUCCGAGGCUUGGAUUAUGCAGACUGUUGACGAACAGACGUCCUAAGUUGUGCAUAGAGCAAUUUAGCAUGGAAGGUAGAUUAUGUUACCCUGCUUCAUCUUACUGGCCACAAUAUCGUAUAUCUUGAGCUUAUAAGUACAUGCAGUACCUUGUACGUACUAACGCCUUGUGGAUUGACUCUUAGGUGCUUUAUUCGUAGAUAAUUGAUAUGAUGAAGUUUUUCGUUUCUCAUAUAUGAACAUAGCAACAGUGGUCAAACCGUUUUGCCACAAUUAAUAAGUAGAUGACGUUC